AUGAGCAAUUAUACGGAAGCAUCCCCCGAUCCGCGUAAGAAAUCGGCGGUACACAAUGCGCUCCCCCAAUCGAUAGCCAAUUGUCUGAUAAGCCGUUACAAUCUCAGUGUUGCCAGCGUCUUGAUCUCAGCUGUAGCAGAUGUUGCCAUCAGCUGCCGUGGCACGCGACCAUUGUUACCUUUGACCGGAGGGUAUUCACAACUUUCUUAUCACGUUAAGGAGGUCACUCGACGAUUAAUAACAGAGAACUUUAGAAUUAAUUCUGGCAACAAUGCAACAAAAAGGAAGCAGGAGGAAGCACUCGCAUAUAACUACAAAGUCAAAGUAAAACCACACUCGAUAGACUUCACACAGCAUCCAGCAACACCAAAUAAAUCCAUAGAUACACAGAAGACUUUCUGCCAAACACCAGAAAGGAAAGUUCUAGGUGAACUUCAAAACUCACGGAACUUCCAAUCACCGAGGCAUCAUUCUCCACUAAGUGGAAUAAAUAGGAUUCCAAAUUCUCCAAAUAUUUCUAACUCCCCUCGGAUAUCACAUAUUUCAAAUUCCCCUAAAAUCUCAUAUAUGUCCCACUCACCUACAAUCUCACAGAUUACCUCUCCUAGCAUUGCUCAUAUUUCUAAUUCUCCUACAAUAUCAAGGAUUUCAAACUCCCCCAGAAUUUCACAUGUUAUUAACUCGCCUGGACUAUCACGGCUUUCAAACUCGCCUAGUAUCACACGACUAAAGAACUCUCCAACGACACCUCUUACCGCAAGCAGAUUUUCUCCAAAACCUCUAUAUCUUAAAGACUCCCCUGCAAUGGAAAGAUUGAAGUCUCCCCUAGGUAGAGAAAGAAAGAGAAGUAAAAUAUCAAAGAUUUUAGAAGAAAGAAGUAGGUUCAGAGCAAAUAAAGAAAAUGAUAAUUUUCAUAUAGAAGAGGAAACGCAAGAUUGUAUGUUUGGAUAUGAGAAGAAAGAUUGGAGUAUGUCUAAGCUGAACUUUUCUGACAUCAAGAAAGAGAAAUACGACACUGACAUCUAUGUCCCAGAAAACUCUACUACUCUGGAACCCGAUUUGGAUGUUCUUCAUGAUUUGGAGGAGGAAUUUGAUGCUAACAACUUCGACCAAUGCACUAAGUACGAGAUAAUAUCAACAGAUAGUCCAGAUAUAAUAUCAGCUGGACGCACCAGUUCUAGGAAAGUAAAUCAAAAAGACUUUGUCUUCGGGGCACCUCUGUCUGACAACGAAACGUCAACCAGUUUUAACCGCCCAAGUAGUUCAAGAGCUUUAAACUUUGAAAGAAGAGUAGAAAGAACUAAGUCUAACAGAGCAUUGAAAUUUGACGAUGGACGAACCAAAUUUGGUAGAAAUUUAAAUUUCGAGGACUCAAAAUUGUCAAGUAGUGAACAAAGUUUUGAUUUCAAUUCAAAGACAGAAUUAAGUUUUGAGAUCAACAACCCGGGACCUUCAAGUAGUAAACAAACUAAAUUUGAAAAGAAAUUAAACUUUGACCAAAAUUUGUCCGGUAAUGAAGAAAGUUACGAUUUCAAUCAAAGAUUAGAGUUUGACAGCAAUUUGGGAUCUUCAAAAAGAAUUUUGAGUUUUGGACAAAGCCAUGUUGAUAAGAAACAAAUUAUAGAGGAAAGUUUCGAUUUUAACAAACGCAAAAGUUUUGAAGAUAGCUUCGAGUUUGCUUCUCCCAUGACAAAUUUCGAGGACAGCACUCCAAAGAAAAAUUUCUCAGUAAAAAAAUCCCUCAAAUUCACCGAUAGUCCUAACUUUGAGAGGCAGAGCAGCAUCGGCUCUAUGUCGCAGUCCCCUGCCAGUACACGUUCUCCAUGUACUAUAUCAAAGAAAUUCACUUCGGAAUCUAUGGAAAGCGGGUUCAUAUCUGAGCUUGAAGAACCCUUCUUGGAGAUGGAAGAAAUGUCGAGUUCCCCCAAGAUAUUGGAUUUCAGGAAGUUGCUGUCUGGGGAUAUCAAGGAUAACUUUAGUAUUGGAAUGAAACCAGUAAGAAGUUUAAGUAAGCGUGGGAUUGAUGACUCGUGUGGUACUAACAAGAGAAGAAAGUCUGAGACGAGUCCUGAAAUUGUGAGACCCGUGCUCCAGAGGGCGUUCUCGGAAAACAACGCGUCCAUUAUGUCCGCUCUGGCUAGAUCUGUCUCAGACUCCGAAUUGAUAGGUGAUUUCUCCCUGCCUUUCGCUCUACCUUUGACUGCCGGAGACCAUUCGGACCUCAAGUCUAUCUCCUGUGACACCUUGGCCAAGUUGAUCAAGGGUGACUACUCCGAGAGCAUAAACGAUUUUCAGGUGAUAGACUGUCGCUACCCAUACGAAUACGAUGGAGGUCACAUAUUGGGUGCAGUCAAUCUCUUCACGUCAAACCAGAUCCUGGAACUAAUUAAGAAUCCCCCGCAAAGGCUCGACAACAAACGAAGCAUCUUGGUUUUCCACUGCGAGUUCUCACUCGAGAGGGGGCCAAAGUUAUCGCGGUUCCUCCGGUCCUCGGACAGGGCGAAGAAUCAAGAGAACUACCCUUCCUUGAACUACCCGGAGAUAUACCUCCUGCACGCCGGGUACAGGUCCUUCUACAAGAGCUACCCGGAGCUGUGCUCGCCCGCGGGCUACACCGCCAUGUUGGAUCCGCAGCACAAGCAUUUGUUGCGCAAACACAGAUCGUUACAACCGGCCGGAAGGAGGAACCGACUGCUGAUGUAG
Leptosia nina is the source of this 2703-nucleotide messenger RNA. NCBI's taxonomy places the organism in Eukaryota, Metazoa, Arthropoda, Insecta, Lepidoptera, Pieridae. The record is from the annotation of a GenBank genome assembly.